UUCCCUCGUGUGUCCCGCUAGCAGCGCCGCGCCAGUGUACACGGACAGCCGGGGAGCCGGCCCAGCACCACACCGCGCCACACCGCUCACAAACUAUCUCUAAAGUUGUCCGCGACCGCACGCAGGCGCCGCUCGAAAGUUCUCGUCGAAUAUUUUUAUUUUACUCAAAACUUUUUCCUCAAUUUAGUUUUCCGAUUGUACGUUACUAAAUGUUCAGGUGAACUGUGCUCGUCUUGUGUUGUGGUUCCAUUGCUUCAGUUGCUGCGUGCACUAUGGCGCAACAUACCCUCAUAGUUUUGUUGCUGUGCCUCAGUUCCCGGCUAGUGCUGCCGGAGCCGACGCAGCCCCCGACGGAGGCGGCGGAGCCCCGCGAGCGGGACGAUGCGCUCGCCGACUCGGAGGAGCCGCCGGAGGGAUACUACGCGUUCGUCGAGUCACCUAACGCCACACCGCCACGAGUGCGCCCCCCUCCGUACCGGCAGGUGACGUCAUCGUGUCCGGAGGUGGAGUCGAACAAACCGCACGUGUCUGCCAACAACCUGUGCGGGGACCUAAACCGCGGCCUCAUUCCCAGGAACCCCAUGGGGCAGAACCCUAACGGGGAGCCCUACCCUUUUGAGCUGCUCCGCAAUCACACGCUUCGCUUCCUGUCGCGCACUCUGCCAGUACUGCGCGCGGACGACACGCUGCCCCGCGUGGCCCACCUGCCCAGCAGCCCCGCCGGCCCGGGCCCCGCCCCCGGCAGCCCCGCGGGCCCCGGCAGCCCCGGCUACCCCGCGGGCCCCAGCUACCCCGCAGGCUCCAGUUACCCCGCCCCUACACACGCGCCUGAAGCUCACGCCGUGCCUGACCUACAGCACAACCGGUUGGAGGAGCGCAGUAAGCGGUCGCUGCCGCCCGCGGACGCGGCCGAGCACCGCGCCGCCGACGCGGACGCGCCGCGGGAGAGUCGCAAGUUCUGCGACAAUGGCGGGGUGUUCUGUAUGCUAUACCGAGCGAUCAAUGGCGAUAGCGAUUCCAGUGCAGGCGUCGAGCGUCGUGAAGAUCCCGGACCACAAGCUCACGGCGCUGGAGCACCUCACGGACCACACCAUAGAUACGAGGGUCCCCCGACACCUUGCCCAGCUCGCGUGGAGUACGCGACGCCAGUAUUCGCGCGGAACUACCAGGGCGUGUGGCGCUACGUGGUGCAGAUACCGUACGAGGGAUACUUCACGCAAACUGUCGAGGUCACCAGAUGCAUGCAGUCUCGCUGCCACUACCUGGAUGGCGGCUGCCUGAGCUCACCGCGCUGGGUGUCACUACUCGUGGCCGAGCUGCACUAUCCACCCGCGCAGAACAAGCAGCAGGAGUACGAGCAGUACGGGCAGUACUCGCGCGGCACGGAGGCGGACGCGACCGACAAGCCGCAGCACUGCGACGGACACGACGACAUGGGAUGUUAUCAGGUGCGGCUGUACUACGACUGGUUCCUGGUCCCCGGCUCGUGCAAGUGUUGGCGGCCGGACUACUUCGCCAGAUACGUGCGCCGCCGCCAGAACAGCGAGCUCUGAGCAACUCACGCGCCGUCGGAGCCACUGGACAAACACACGCACUGUACUUCUCGCUGUAUCCACACGUCAACUAGUUACUUUAACUCAUGCUCCGGCAAUCACUAAUCACACACUACUGUCCCUCUGAUGUUCCGAGAAGUAGAAAACACUGAGCGAUUUCAAAUCUAUUCUAUUAUAUGCCACACAUAUGUUUCCGCGCAGAGACGACCCAUGUCAAAACAGAGCUGCAUAUAUUUAUGUAUGUACGUAAUACUGGUGCUACCGCUACUGAAUUACUGAUCGUUGUGACAUUAAGACUGGAUCUAAAUAAUUGUAAUAUUUGUAAAAAUAAGGGCCUUAGUAGGUAUGUUCGUACCAAAAUAUUAUAGAUGACGGCGGGAGAGAUCUCUAUCAACUUAGACUAUAAACUGAGUGCUUAGUGCGAGUUGUUCACCGACUCGAUCGCGUUAACGUUGUCUGUUUCACGUUCCGAGUGCGAGUUUGUUUCUUAUUAAUGCUAUCGACACGUUUAAGACGUUCAGCGCUCUGAUUGGCCGGCUCAAAAAGUCCAACCAAUCAGAGGGCUAAACGCGGUAACGUGUCGAUCGCGUUAACGUAAAAUAAACUAGCAUUCUCUCUAUAUGGUGCGGUAACAGCGUAGUUACCGUCCUUUGCUGAUUUCAUACACAUUGUAGUUAAAGCUAAUAGAUGAAAUAAUUCGCACUACACACUCUGUAAUGUACUUAGUAAGUAAGACAGGACACACACACGCACACGAGUCGAGUGACGUGUGCAUUGCAUUUACUUGUAAUAUGUUGCUGGACAUAAGGUCUUCCUGUAGCAAUACUCGAUGUAACUCUUAAUACAGGAUCUUAGUAUUGUAGGGAAUGUAAGAAGCUCAAACUGCAUUUAUAUAGCGAUAGUAUAGUUUCUAUGUAUUGUAUCACACACACACACACAACCAUGCUUUCUUCUACUCCAUGUGCGGGCGGAGCAUCGCUCGCAUCGUGUGUCUACAUGUCAACUUCCGCAGUUCAAGUAGCAAGUUUAAGGAAGCAUGGUUCUCCUAGGAUAUUGUUAAUUGUACGCUAGGUUGGUUAUUUAUUAAACGUUUAGAUGUAAGUAGUUUAGUACAUAGUACAUACAUUAUAAUAAAGCACUUGAAUUACAUGUCA
Molecule: messenger RNA, 2707 nt
Organism: Spodoptera litura
Lineage: Eukaryota; Metazoa; Arthropoda; Insecta; Lepidoptera; Noctuidae
Gene: spz6
Product: Spaetzle domain-containing protein 6
Biological process (GO): innate immune response; central nervous system formation
Cellular component (GO): extracellular region
Molecular function (GO): growth factor activity; Toll binding
Source: RefSeq, a predicted model, not a curated record